Nannospalax galili (Upper Galilee mountains blind mole rat) is the source of this 219-nucleotide messenger RNA. RefSeq names its product small proline-rich protein 2D. The record is from RefSeq and is a predicted model, not a curated record. The transcript has 2 exons. Gene Ontology annotation, cellular component: cornified envelope. Bases 1 to 219 code for a protein of 72 amino acids. NCBI's taxonomy places the organism in Eukaryota, Metazoa, Chordata, Mammalia, Rodentia, Spalacidae.
AUGUCUUACCAUCAGCAGCAGUGCAUGCAGCCCUGCCAGCCUCCUCCUCCCUGUCCACCCCCAAAGUGCCCUGAGCCCUGUCCUCCCCCAAAGUGCCCUGAGCCCUGUCCUCCCCCAAAGUGCCCUGAGCCAUGCCCCCCUCAGCCAUGCCAGCAGAAAUGGCCUCCUGUGCAACCUCCUCCACCCUGCCAGCAGAAGUGCCCACCCAAAAGCAAGUGA